AUGCACAGUCUAGCAGUCUGGCUUUGCAAUUUGGUGCCCUGUCGCGCGAUGUCGGGCGAUGUUGUGAAUAGAGGGAGAGAAGGCUUGUCCAAUGUUCUACGAUCUUUCUUGACUGGUGACUACCUAUGAUCUCCUUUUGAGUUUCAUUGGCAAAAUAGACAUGGCUAAUGAGGGACGAGAUACUAUUCAGUCACCAUUAUUGGUAGACCACGAGCAAAAGAGGGGCACCACCGCAGCUUGGUUAUCCAGUGAGAAUAAGCCGUCCUAUCUGGUAACGCUGCUCGUCAGUAUUGGCUCGGUUUGUGUUGGGUAUUCGCUGGGCUUUACCAGUCCUGCUAGCGAACAGCUUCUGGUGAAGAAUGGCAGUGAAGCAAUCACUCAUGGUUAUAAGAUGUCCUUGGAUCAGUCGCACAUCAGCUGGUUUGGAUCAGCAGUGUUUCUGGGAGCGUUCUCUGGUGGACUUAUCGGUGGGCCUAUGGCUGGCUACGCUGGUCGGAAACCAUCACUAAUGAUUGGAAAUUUACUCUUUAUCAUCGGAUGGAUCUUGAUUGCUUGUGCACGCAGUCUGGCCUCCUUGAUUGCAGGCCGUGUUGUGAUUGGGCUGGCCGUGGGCAUAUCUGUACUGGUUAACCCGAUCUAUCUUGCCGAGGUUGUUGUGCCACGUCUGCGCGGAGCACUGACAACCACACUGCAGCUUACCAUGUCUAUUGGGAUAGUUGUGAGCUUUGCCAUCGGCAUUGACGUGUCCUAUCGACACAUGGCAGUUGUUGGUGCCUGUAUCAGUGGGUUACUUGCCGCCCUGUUAUUUUUCUUACCAGAAACACCACGGUGGUACAUCAGGAAUGGACAAAAGGAAAAGGGUGUCAAGGUAUUGCAGUGGUUACGAGGAACUGCUCACUCACCAAUUCACACUGAAAUAAGUGAGAUUGAAUUAAAACUAGAGGAGGAUGCUAAAGCGCCAACGUUCUCAGUGCUUGAUUUCCGUCUGCGGCGUAUUUUUCAGCCCCUGGCAAUUUCCAUUGCGCUAAUGUUGUUUCAAGUGUGGUCGGGCUCCUUUGCUGUAACUGCUUACACUGCAAUCAUAUUCAACAAUGCUGGACUAAGCAACAAGGCUACAGUGGUCAGCAUUGGCGUGGCUCUUGUUCAGUCUGUUGUGACGGCAAUAAGCUUGUUCAUCAUUGACCGCAGUGGACGCCGUCCUUUGCUCAUGGCAGCUGGUGCUGGAAUGUCGCUGGCAUGUGUAGUCAUGAGCUUGUUCUUCUUCUUCAGUGACCGUAUCCACGGUGAUGCAGCCAUUGCCAUGCCGAUUUUCUCAAUAUAUUUCUACACAGCGGCAUUCUCCCUGGGUCUUGGCAUCAUCCCCUGGUUGUUCAUGGCUGAAGUGUUCCCCGCUCGAGCUAAGUCACUGUUGUCGUCCAUUUCAGCGGGUACCAACUGGCUCAAUGCCUUCCUCAACACUCGCUACUUUGCACAGCUGACGGAGUUGAUGAGCAAUGGCGGCAUGUUUCUCUUUCUGGCUGCUGUUUGCCUAGCCCUGGUCGUCUUCACUUAUUUUGCAGUGCCGGAGACGAAAGGCAAGACAUUGGAGCAGAUUGAGGACUUAUUCAGUAGCCACUCCCAGCAGAUACAUGAGCAUGUACUGAGCUCUGACAGUGGCUGCACUGGUGAUCUUGAUGAGGAAAGUUGAGAACAGGGAGUAGUACUACCUGAGAGACACUUUUGCUGAUCAUAUACAUUGCUUACAAACAUAAUAGGAACUGGAAAUUACGCAACACUACACUUUAAUAUAUUGUAGUAUAUUUUAGAAAUGAAUGUACAUGCAGGCCAUGUACAAUGGAAAGGAUAACAAUUAUUAUGCACUUUUGAUACCCUUCUGAAAAGCAUUAUCUUGAGACAGCGUGGCGUCAAAUUCAUGAAGAUCUGCGGAUUAUUGUUGUAUCUAUUUUCUAAAACUGCUACAAGCAGGUUCAACACCAGAUUACUGACCCUGUAA
Messenger RNA from Sycon ciliatum, 1993 nucleotides. RefSeq lists its product as uncharacterized. Gene Ontology annotation, biological process: carbohydrate transport; transmembrane transport. Bases 161 to 1687 code for a protein of 508 amino acids. Gene Ontology annotation, molecular function: sugar transmembrane transporter activity. The transcript is spliced from 6 exons. Gene Ontology annotation, cellular component: membrane. The record is from RefSeq and is a predicted model, not a curated record. Lineage: Eukaryota; Metazoa; Porifera; Calcarea; Leucosolenida; Sycettidae.